Molecule: messenger RNA, 1383 nt
Organism: Cooperia oncophora
Lineage: Eukaryota; Metazoa; Nematoda; Chromadorea; Rhabditida; Trichostrongylidae
Source: the annotation of a GenBank genome assembly
CUGGUUUUUCAAGUUGGGUAUAUCUUCUUCUUGCAGCAUCUCCCGUCUCGUGCUGUCGCUCCCUCGAGCGCUGCCGCAGUCGCUCCAUUCGCUACAAUUACCAUUCAUUUAGAUGUCGAUUACUGGAAAACGGGAGCACCUACGAAGAGUUUCUCUGCUUUAGAGAUGUCUAGCAGCCGACCGACGGCACGGGUCUUUUUUGCCGUUGACGUCGAAGAUCUACAGCCGUCUGAAUUUGUACUCGUUACUGGUUCAACAUCGUCCCUUGGAAAAUGGGACCCUCUCAAAGCCAAAACACUUACUCAGGAUGCCGACCGACCUACUCGUUGGCGUGGCUAUGUGGAUACAGCGGACGAUGAAGUCCGUUUUCGAUAUUUCAUUGGCUACUUUCUAUGUGGAGAACAUGGACAGCGUUUGAUCAUAGGUAGAUGGGAAUCGUUUUUACAUCCACGAUCCGUCACACUGAAAUCGGACCAGAAAGGAGGCGUGUUCCGAGCGAAUCAUGUUGAUAUCUUCGGUUACUACGCUGGACGAAAAGUCCUUUCGGAAGGAUGGUUGCAGUACGAUGAUGAAAAUCAGAUCUUGCUUCGCCUUUAUGGUUCGGCGUUGAAGUUCUACAAGUCUGCAAAGGAACGCAAAAACUGCACCAAAAGCGGAGCCAAAAUCAAUUUCAAUUACGGUGUGGAUGAAGAAGAUGAUGAAGACGAUAAUGGUUUACCGCCUUAUCCUAGCCAUUCAUCAAUUUCUGUGGCGGUUCUUUCCGACAAAAAUCCGAAAUUCAGGCAGCAGCCAGAUGUAGGCAUACUAUUCAAUAAUAAUGUAGACUAUGUUGUAUAUAAAACUCACUCGGUUGCUGUGGAGUUUCUGGCAUUUUAUAUAGAAAUCUUUUCGGAAGAAGGGAAGAGGAUUGGCGCAUGCUAUGCUCUUCCAUCUUCCUUAGCUGAUUCGUGUGGUCUCUCCCAGCUACCGUUUAUCAACUCUUCGGGAAGGCCUAUUGGGCAAAUAUCUGGUAAGUGGAGUAUCUUUUUGUACGCAAAAUUUGCGGUAAAACCCCGCUACACUGGUAAAAACUAUGGAAUGAACUUUGGUUUCCCCGGUUUGCUUGCAGCCGCGAGAACCACAUAUUUCGUUGAACACAUCGCAGCUGCAAAAAAUGGCGCUGAUUAUGUGGAAUUUGAUGUGCAGCUAACGAAAGACAAGGUGGCCGUGAUCUACCACGAUUUCCACGUGCUUGUCUCAGUGGCGAAACGUCACGCUUCAGGAAACUUUUGUGAGGCGUUGCGACCUUCCGACAUACACAGCGAGAAGCACAUUGAUUAUCACGAGAUCCCUGUCAAAGAUUUGAAGCUCAACCAGCUCAAGCUCCUUAUGGUAAGUUUCUAG